Messenger RNA from Gongylonema pulchrum, 723 nucleotides. The record is from the annotation of a GenBank genome assembly. Lineage: Eukaryota; Metazoa; Nematoda; Chromadorea; Rhabditida; Gongylonematidae.
AGUACCGUGAACAGCGCACCUGGCAGUGUGGCAUCAGAAUUUGCAUCACUCAAUCAGUGGACUGUAUCGGAUAUUCGCCGUGUUCAAUCGGAAAAUGCUGUUGGCCACGCUUACUUCGGAAAUCCAUCACAAACAAGUGUUCCCAGACAAGCUGCUUUUGCUCUUCAGGAUCGUGCCGAUCAUCAAGCUCAAUCUCAAAAAUCACGCCCGGCUGUGCAGCCAAUGCACGAUCUUGAACCGUAUCUGUUUUCACUGCAGGAAUAUCAGGCCAAAAAUUUCCCAAGAUCUCAUGAUUAUUUGAAAAGUGAAGAAAGCAGUGCUGCUUCAGAGAAACCUAUUGCAUAUCAGCUAGCCAGACAAGAAACGCCAGUUUGUAACUCGAUUUGCGAAAUUUCCAUGCCGUCGAAUAGUUUACUCAGGGAAGUACCACAAAAGCCACCGGUAACUCAGUCAGUGCCAUCACAGACGCAGAGAAAUCUGCUUGAUCCGGCAGUUGCAGCAUGGAUUAAAGCCACGCUCGUUGAUUUAACUUUUGACAUCGAAGACAACCAACGACAACAGCUGAAUUAUUGGCCAACGGCCAUCGAUGCCGGGCAUAUGCAACGAUAUGAUGGACACAGUUGUACAGGAGACAGCCGUUCAGAAAUCCGGGCGAAUGCUAAUUACGAUAAUCGUGGUGAAGUUGGGAAUCGACAUGAUGGCGAUAGCGAAAGUACCGGACAU